GACGUGUUAGAACUUUGGUCUCAGGUUCUAACAUGAAGCGCAGUCCAGUGGACGCCAUCUCCGGUGAUUAGCUAUGAGCUAUGAGAAGUGUUACAAUUGUGAUAUUGGUGCUGGAAGUUUACAAAGUUUUCGAAUCCUGUCAUGGAGCGCUAACGGACAAACAAAUGAAUGAUACGCUGGAAACCAUGCGGAAAGCUUGUGUACCCAAAUUCAAAAUUGAUGAAGAAAAUUUGAAUGCAAUGCGAGCAGGAAAAUUUAAACCCGACCCGGAUAAGGAAAUAAAGUGCUAUACUAGAUGUAUUGCACAAAUGGCUGGAACGCUCACGAAAAAAGGAGAGGUCAGCUUCUCUAAAACGAUGGCCCAAAUCGAAGCUCUCCUGCCAACGGCAAUGAAGGCACCGGCCAAAGAAGCUCUGCAAGCGUGCAAAAAUAUUCAAAACGAUCACAAAGAAUCCUGUGAUAAAGUUUACUAUUCCGUUAAAUGCGCAGCCGAAUUCAAUCCAGCUAUAUUCAGAUUUCCUUGAAUGCAAGACUCUUCUUGGAUCCUCUCUAUAAAGGACUCUGAUGAUGAAUUAGUAUGAUAAAUUUGCGAAUAAUUCGAUUUUUGUUUGUUACCUGUUGUUAGAAAUUCACUUGUUUAAAUAAUGUUUAUGUAUAUUUAUGUAUUUUAAUGUGUUUUAUUACCCUGAUUAGUUUAUGUUAUUGUUAGAUUUUUGUAUGCACGAUUGAUAUAUAAAUAAAUGUUUAAUAUGUUCUCGAUA
This is a messenger RNA of Uranotaenia lowii, 761 nucleotides long. Its product is annotated as general odorant-binding protein lush-like. The record is from RefSeq and is a predicted model, not a curated record. Gene Ontology annotation, cellular component: extracellular region. Gene Ontology annotation, molecular function: dibutyl phthalate binding; odorant binding. Bases 81 to 524 code for a protein of 147 amino acids. Gene Ontology annotation, biological process: sensory perception of smell; olfactory behavior. The transcript is spliced from 5 exons. NCBI's taxonomy places the organism in Eukaryota, Metazoa, Arthropoda, Insecta, Diptera, Culicidae.